Dermatophagoides pteronyssinus (European house dust mite) is the source of this 2263-nucleotide messenger RNA. Its product is annotated as sulfhydryl oxidase 1-like. Gene Ontology annotation, cellular component: Golgi membrane. Gene Ontology annotation, molecular function: protein disulfide isomerase activity; flavin-dependent sulfhydryl oxidase activity. The record is from RefSeq and is a predicted model, not a curated record. Gene Ontology annotation, biological process: protein folding. NCBI's taxonomy places the organism in Eukaryota, Metazoa, Arthropoda, Arachnida, Sarcoptiformes, Pyroglyphidae.
UUAUUUCUAUUAUUAUUAUCAUUAUCAUCAACAACAACAAACAAUUUGGUUCAAGGUUUUCCAGCAUCAUCAUCAUCAUUGUAUACAUCGGCUGAUUCAGGUGUAAAUAUUUUAUAUACAACAAAUAUAACCGAUUUUAUUGUUAAUCAACAUCAAGAUGGUCGUAAAAUUCAAUUUAUACAAUUUUUCAAUACAUAUUGUGGUCAUUGUCAAGCAUUUGCACCAUUAUUUAAACAAUUUUUACAAUCAACCAUACAUCGUUGGUCGAAUGUUGUUGAUUUUGCCGUAUUGGAUUGUGCAAAUGAGGUGAAUGCUGAUGCAUGUAGACAUUAUAAUAUUGAAUUAUAUCCAACAUUACGAACAUUUUGGCUGCGACCAAAAUUAACUGAUUUAGGUGAAGAUUUUCCUUUACAUCAUUGGACUUCGGCAGCCGAUUUACGACAAAGUUUUAUUGGAUGGCUUUCAGAUCAAUAUGAAAAACAUAAUAUCAAUGAUAUUCCAAAACAUUGGCCAAAUUUUCUUCCAUUAAAAGUUGAAAAUAAAGAACAAUUAUUUGAAAAACUUGAUAUUGAUAAUGAUCAUCGUCCUGUAUUGAUUAUUGUUGAAAAAAAUGAUUCAUUAUUCGGACAAGAGUUAAUGAUGAAUUUUUCAUUGCACACAAAUGAAUUACGUAUAUUUCGUAUGGAAGAAUCAUCGGAUAAUAAACAUUUAUUACAAUUAUCCGAUCAAAAUCAAUCGAAUGCAUUGGAAAAAAUAUCCUUACCAUUUUUAUAUGUUAUAACACCGGAAAAUCAUCAGAUUAAAGUUAUACCGAAACCAAUAAUGUCAGAUGAAGAUGAUGGUAUAUUUAUGACAAAAUUAAUUGCUAAAGAUUUUGUUAAAAAUUAUGAUCAUGAAGAAAUGAAUUUAAAGAAAACUAAUGAUGAUGAAACAUUACCAGAUCAAUCAACAGUUGUUGUAAAAUAUUCAACAAGAAUAUACAUGUCUGAUUUACAUAAUGCUAUUCGUUAUGCAUUAUUUCAUGAAGUUCCAUUAAAACAAUAUCUUAAUCAAGAACAAACAAAUAGUUUAAUUCGUUUAUUGAAUGUACUUUAUGAAAGUUUUCGAUUUCAAAAUGAUAAAACAAAACAAUUUAUUAAACAUUUUCAUGAUUGGUUGGUUAAACAUUCGAAUCGUAAUGCACGAUCAUCACGAUCAGGUAAAUCAUCAUUACAUAAUAAUGAUAUGGUUAUCGAUACUAAAGAUAUGUUAACAACAAUGAAUAUGUAUGAAGAAUAUUAUCAUUUUCCUGAACAAAAACCAUGGAAAGCAUGUGCAGUAAUAUCUGAUGGAUAUCAUCGAUCAUAUCCAUGUUCAUUAUGGACAUUAUUUCAUGUACUAACUGUUGCUGAAUAUCGUCGUACAUUACAAACAAAACAAUGGUUAUCAUUACAUCCAACAUUAUAUGCAAUGCGUGAAUAUAUACGGAAUUUUUUCGGCUGUACUGAAUGUUCAAUGCAUUUUACAAAAAUGUCAAGUAUGCUUGAAAAUGAAUUAACAUAUCCAAAUUCAUCGGUAUUAUGGUUAUGGCGUGCACAUAAUCGUGUUAAUGCACGAUUAAAAGGAUCAAGAUCAGAAGAUCCACGAUUGCCUAAACGACAAUUUCCAUUAUAUAAUGAAUGUAAUGAAUGUUAUCGUAAACAACCACCAGAUGAUUUGAAUUUAUGGAAAAAUUCAACCAAAUAUAUUGAAUAUUAUGAUGAAACAAAAAUAUUACAAUUUCUAGUCAAUUUUUAUGCAUCCGAAAGAAUUAUUCUUGAUGAUUCAGAAUUUAAUGAUCAACAACAACAACAACAACCACAACAAAAACAACCACUCAUUGAUUUUGAUCAUCCAAUAAUGAUAACAGAUAAUGAUGAUUCUGUAACUAAUCAUGCAACCAAACCAAGAAGUAAAAUACUCAUGCUUGUUUCAAGUCCAUUCACACAAACAGAUAUAAAUCUUAUAUUUGUAUUCUAUGUUGUUUCAAUAAUUUUAUUAUUAUCAAUAUUUGUUUAUGUACGUUCUAGGCGUAAUAUUUUUCAUAAAGUUUUCAAUUUGAAUGGUAAACAAAGAGUUUAUUGAAAACAAACAUUUUUUUCUUUUCAAACAAAAAAAAAAUUACAAACAAACAUUCAAAUGUGAUUCCCAACAAUUGGUACAGUAUCUGUAUGCGUUUUUUUAUUUAUUUAUUUUUUUCUGUUUUUUUCCCUAAUUAUUUUUCCCGGUUGUUUUUGAUUUUUGA